Molecule: messenger RNA, 1384 nt
Organism: Sinocyclocheilus grahami
Lineage: Eukaryota; Metazoa; Chordata; Actinopteri; Cypriniformes; Cyprinidae
Product: ubiquitin thioesterase OTU1
Exons: 3
Coding region: 67-972 (301 amino acids)
Biological process (GO): ERAD pathway; protein deubiquitination; endoplasmic reticulum unfolded protein response
Cellular component (GO): cytosol; nucleus
Molecular function (GO): protein binding; cysteine-type deubiquitinase activity
Source: RefSeq, a predicted model, not a curated record
UUCUGCUCGGUCAGCGUGUCAAUUGUUGUUGUUUUAGAGGCGUUCAGUGAACUGAACAGGUACAGGAUGCUGCGUCUGCGUUGCAAAGCCAAGAACGGGACCCAUCUGAUGCAGGGCCUUACACACCAAUCAUGUGUUCAGGAGCUUAAAGAUAAGAUCGAGGAGCUAACUGGAAUACCGUGUGAUGUACAGAAGAUCAUGGUAGGCUAUCCUCCGUCCAGCCUGGAUCUACGCAAUGGUGAAGCCCACCUCAAAGAAUACCCUAUCAAAUCAGGAGACACGCUGAUUGUAGAGGAGGAGAAGAAUAAACCCAAACCCCAAUCACAAACCACUGUGACCAAAAGGCCCAGUCUUGACCUGUCCCCGGUUAUAGAGCGGCACGUCGUCCCUGCCGACAACUCUUGUCUGUUUACCAGUGUGAACUACGUUAUGGAAGGAGGUGUUUAUGACCCAGGCUGUGCGCCUGAAAUGCGCGGGCUCAUCGCACAGAUUGUAGCUAGUGACCCCACCGCGUACUCCGAGGCAGUAUUGGGCAAGACUAAUGAAGACUAUUGCUCCUGGAUCCGUCGCGAUGACACGUGGGGAGGCGCCAUUGAGAUUUCAAUCCUCUCAAAGUUCUACCAGUGUGAGAUUUGCGUCGUUGACACUCAGACUGUGCGUGUCGACCGCUUCGGCGAGGAUGCUGGUUACACUAAACGAGUGCUGCUAAUUUAUGAUGGGAUUCAUUAUGACCCACUCCAGAAGGUGGUGCCCAAUUCAGAUAUUCCCGCACAGACUGUGUUUUCCACCACCGAUGACAUACUUUUGGCCCAAGCGCUGGAGCUCGCCGAUGAGGCGCGGAGGAAACGGCAGUACACAGACGUCAACCGCUUUGCUCUGCGCUGCAUGGUGUGCCAGACUGGCCUGGUGGGGCAGAAGGAAGCAAGGGAACAUGCCAAGGAGACCGGCCACACCAACUUCGGGGAGGUGUGACGCUCUUCGCUCUGUUUUUUAAAUCACCCCCACCUUUGCCGCGUCACUGCCACGCCACCUAACAUGGUACCUGCUCGUUCUCUGCUGCCUGUUCCAGCUUGGUACAGUCCUCUACCUCACAUUGUUUAGCGGCUUCAGAAGACUCUCACAUGUCGAGUGCCCCCAAGAAUUCAUUAUUCUUUUAACUUUGGUUUACUCUUGAGUUUGAAGUAUUAAAUGUGCUCGUGCUUUUGAGUCUGUUGCCAGAUAUGAUGACAAAGCCGUAUCUUCAAACCAAAUUUUAAAGGGAUUCUCUACUGACUACCUUAUAUAUAAUGAUUACAAUACUAGUAUUAGGGUGAAUUUCGCAAAACACAUCCAGGUCAUAUUUCACUGCAGAAUCAAAGAAGGAAAAAAAAAAAAGACUGUGUAU